UAUGUCACAACAAGUACAUUUUUUACGUUAGGACAGGGAUUUAAUUAGAGAACAGGUUUGAGCACAGGUUUUUAUGACACUUUGAUUUGUUUAUGAUACUUUGAUUUGACUGAUACUUGAAUAGAGUUCCUUGUUUUCAUCACAGGCAGCAGAAAAGCCCACAGUAUUCUGGCUGCUCUGCUACAACAGAACCUGAACACAAAUCAUUGCAAUUGGUAAGAAACGUCUAACAGGCUGCUUAGGUCACAAUGGAGAAAGACUUCAGGAGCGUCAAGAAAACCAUUUAUCCAACACGAAGCAUCAGAACCCGCAGCCAGUGUCACAGCAGACGAAGCUACUUUCACCAGCUCCCACCAGAACUGUUGUACAUGGUACUGGAUAAACUGUCCCUGCUGGAGCUCAGUGUGUUCAGCCUGGUAUCCAAAGAAAUGAACAGGAGCAUCAUGGACUACAUCUCUACAAAGGCCUGGAAGUCCAAAAUAAUCAUUCAGAACCACUCAGCCUGGUUUGGAAAGGAUUUCGCCAACAGAGCCAAAAGACAGUUCAGAGAUCUGGGUUUAUUAUUCAAAAGAUGCAGCAUGUUGUUGCCAGCAAAGGAGAAGUUCAGGUUUAUCUUCAGCCAGCUGUCAAAGAUCCAGUGCUUCGUAUUAGGACAGUGUCUCUUCCCAGGCUGCAGUGGCUUUGCCUGCUACGGUGUCUUACUACAGACACUAACAGCACAGUGGGAUGAGCCAGAGUGUCAAAGAGUGAUCAACUUCCUGUUGGAGCAAACAAACUUACUGCAAAAAAUGGAGGCAGUUGUCACUGCCAAAGCAGAGGUGAGAGGGGACCAGGAGCUGCAGCUCCGUUGUUUCUGUCGUAAGGUUCUGUUGGAUCCGUGGAUCAGUCAGCCACAGUGUCAGUUCUGGCUGAUGCAGCUCUUGAAGCCUUGGCCCAUGGUCAGUCAGGCUCGCCUACUGUUUAUCUUCUAUGGACCGCUGACACCGGAGGGUACUCUUGGUUGGGAGGAUGUUGUGGACAGAGGACUCACAGUUCAAGCUCUGUGUGACCUGGCCAGGGCUUUUCUCCUGCUGUUUUGUAAGAGAGAUUACAAAGUCUGGACGACCAACUCGAUGCUGGCGAUCCUGGAGGAGCUUAUAGUGAUUCCACAGCCGUGGCAUAUGGAGAACGUGGCUCGCCUCUUGGUGCUGUGUGGAGACUCUCUCUGCUACACUGUGUUGGCCAGCAAGGCCCUGAACGGGCGACUGACAGAGGUCUCCAGAAUUAUUGUCUACAUCAUACUGGUCCAUGAGAGGGAUCGGUUCAACAUGGCUGCUGUGGUGAAGCUGGUUCUGCAGAUCAGCAGGAUCUUCAGCACACCUACUGAGAGGUUCUUCUUCAUCCAAAAGAUGGAGGACAUGUUCUCAGAAAUCACCAGAGAGUUCUAUGAGAUGUCUGUCAGAGGGAACCAGCAGGACAACAGGGAGGCUUUCCAGAAACUGUGCGUUCUCCUGGACUCCAGCGCUCGCUUCCACACCACACUCUUCCUUCAGUUUACAACAUGAGAACGCAGCACUGGAAACGAACAGGAGAAGUUACAAAUGAG
This is a messenger RNA of Cynoglossus semilaevis (tongue sole), 1585 nucleotides long. RefSeq names its product F-box only protein 47. Gene Ontology annotation, molecular function: protein binding. The transcript has 11 exons. Lineage: Eukaryota; Metazoa; Chordata; Actinopteri; Pleuronectiformes; Cynoglossidae. The record is from RefSeq and is a predicted model, not a curated record. The coding region runs from base 249 to 1544 and encodes 431 amino acids.